Messenger RNA from Exophiala spinifera, 516 nucleotides. RefSeq lists its product as uncharacterized. Gene Ontology annotation, molecular function: sterol binding. The transcript has 3 exons. The coding region runs from base 1 to 516 and encodes 171 amino acids. Gene Ontology annotation, biological process: intracellular sterol transport. Lineage: Eukaryota; Fungi; Ascomycota; Eurotiomycetes; Chaetothyriales; Herpotrichiellaceae. The record is from RefSeq and is a predicted model, not a curated record.
AUGAAGGUCUCGGCCGUCAUCCUGUCCCUCCUCACCGUCAGUGUCGCAUCAUCACGAUCUCUCUUCUCCGUCGGCGGCAAGCAAAGUGCCCUCAUCACCGACGCCGAGAACCCCGUCCCCGGCAAGAACCCGUUGAACUUCUGUGCCGACCCCAAGGACUACAUCCUCGACAUCGACUAUGUUGACCUCUCGCCCAACCCUCCAGUACCAGGCGAAAAGUUGACCAUCACCGCCAAAGGAACCUUCCACAAAGACAUUGAGCCUGGCGCCACCGUAUUCCUACAGGUCAAAUACGGCCUCAUCACCCUGAUCAAACAGGAAGCCGACCUGUGCGACAACUUGCCUCAGAUCGACAUGUCCUGCCCGAUCAAGGAGGGUGUCCUGACGAUCGAGAAAGAAGUCGACAUCCCUAAGCAGGUCCCUCCCGGAAAGUACACUGUUCUGGCCGACGUCAACACCGUCGAUAAGGAGAAGAUCACCUGCAUGGAGAGCACCGUGUUCUUCUCGAGACAGUAG